This is a messenger RNA of Callorhinus ursinus (northern fur seal), 1878 nucleotides long. NCBI's taxonomy places the organism in Eukaryota, Metazoa, Chordata, Mammalia, Carnivora, Otariidae. The record is from RefSeq and is a predicted model, not a curated record.
AUGCACCCGCCGCCGCCCCCCGCCCGGCCGCCUCCGGGCCGCGCGUCCGCCGUCUGCUGCCCGCCCCGUCUGCGGCCCCGGCCCCCACGCGAGGGUCUGCGGCCGCGCGGGACCCUCUCCCCUCCAGCCUCUUCUGCCCGUGGGAGCCGAACCCUGCAGGUCAGCGCAGGAGCCCACUCUCUGAGCCAUGCUGGGCCCCGGGCGGCCUCCAGCGAGCCCAAGGCCGGCACCCACAUAGCCAUGAACAGCCACAGUCACAGCCACAAUGGCUGUGGGGGGCGGCCGCUGGGCAGUGGGCCGGGUGCCCUGGGCAGAGACCCUUCGGAGCCCGAGGCCGGCCACCCCCCCCAGCCCCCACACGGCCCGAGCCUCCAGGUAGUGGUGGCCAAGAGCGAGCCAGCCCAGCCCUCACCUGGCAGUCCCCGGGGACAGCCCCAGGACCAGGAAGACGAGGAGGACGAUGAAGAGGAUGAGGCAGGCAGGAGGAGGGACUCAGGGAAGACCCCGAACGUCGGCCACCGCCUGGGCCACCGGCGGGCACUCUUUGAGAAGCGGAAACGCCUCAGCGACUAUGCCCUCAUCUUCGGCAUGUUCGGCAUCGUUGUGAUGGUGACCGAGACGGAGCUGUCUUGGGGGGUCUACACCAAGGAGUCCCUGUACUCAUUUGCACUCAAAUGCCUCAUCAGCCUCUCUACGGUCAUCCUGCUGGGCCUGGUCAUCCUCUACCACGCCCGGGAGAUCCAGCUGUUCAUGGUGGACAACGGGGCAGACGACUGGCGCAUCGCCAUGACGUGCGAGCGCGUCUUCCUCAUCUCUCUGGAGCUCGCCGUGUGCGCCAUCCACCCGGUGCCCGGCCACUACCGCUUCACGUGGACGGCGCGGCUGGCCUUCACGUACGCACCGUCGGCGGCCGAGGCCGACGUGGACGUGCUGCUGUCCGUCCCCAUGUUCCUGCGCCUCUACCUGCUGGGCCGCGUCAUGCUGCUGCACAGCAAGAUAUUCACAGACGCUUCCAGCCGCAGCAUCGGCGCCCUCAACAAGAUCACCUUCAACACACGCUUUGUCAUGAAGACGCUCAUGACCAUCUGCCCGGGCACUGUGCUGCUCGUCUUCAGCAUCUCCUCCUGGAUCAUCGCCGCCUGGACCGUGCGAGUCUGUGAGAGGUACCACGACAAGCAGGAAGUGACCAGCAACUUUUUGGGGGCCAUGUGGCUCAUCUCCAUCACCUUCCUCUCCAUCGGCUAUGGUGACAUGGUGCCCCACACCUACUGCGGGAAGGGCGUGUGCCUGCUCACUGGCAUCAUGGGGGCUGGCUGCACAGCACUCGUGGUGGCCGUGGUGGCCCGGAAACUGGAGCUCACCAAGGCAGAGAAACACGUGCACAACUUCAUGAUGGACACUCAGCUCACCAAGCGGGUAAAAAAUGCCGCUGCUAACGUUCUCAGGGAGACGUGGCUCAUCUACAAACACACCAGGCUGGUGAAGAAGCCAGACCACGCCCGGGUUCGGAAACACCAGCGUAAGUUCCUCCAAGCCAUCCAUCAAGCUCAGAAGCUCCGGAGUGUGAAGAUUGAGCAGGGGAAGCUGAAUGACCAGGCCAACACUCUCGCCGACCUGGCCAAGACCCAGAAUGUCCUGUACGACCUCAUGUCCGAGCUGCACGCCCAGCACGAGGAGCUUGAGGCCCGCCUGGCUGCCCUUGAAAGCCGCCUGGAUGCACUGGGCACCUCCCUGCAGGCCCUGCCCGGCCUCAUCGCCCAAGCCAUACGCCCGCCCCCACCACCCCUGCCUCCCCGGCCUGGCCCCGGACCCCUGGACCAGGCAGCCCGGAGCCCCCCAUGCCGGUGGCCACCCGUGGCCCCUUCAGACUGCGGGUGA